Molecule: messenger RNA, 1195 nt
Organism: Bombus pascuorum
Lineage: Eukaryota; Metazoa; Arthropoda; Insecta; Hymenoptera; Apidae
Product: circadian clock-controlled protein daywake-like
Exons: 5
Coding region: 83-826 (247 amino acids)
Source: RefSeq, a predicted model, not a curated record
GAGUCCUUGGCGCUGGAAACUAUAUAAACGGACCGCUUAUAAUUGGCUAGGCUAGCUCAGAGAUUUUUAACCAAAGUACACCAUGUCGUUCCACACCGUUCGUGCAGUUGUCAUCGCGUUAUGCGCUAUCGCUAUCGUCGCUGGGGAUUAUCAGCUCCCCGCAACUGUGAAAACCUGCAAAAGAGAUUCCGAUGACUUUUCAUCUUGUUUGAGGCUAGCCAUACAAGAAGCAUGGCCCACGUUCGUUUCAGGAUUGCCAGAGUUUGACAUACCCAUUUUGGAUCCUUAUUACACCGAGUCUCAUUCCAUGGAAUUCGAAAGUGGCCAGCAUGGUGGAAAAAUGCUUGCCACGGACAUUCGAACAUACGGUCUUGCCAAAGCACGUUUCUUAUCUGUGAAACCGGAGAUGGUAGACGAUCUCUUCCGCUUGGAAAUCGACGUUGAGAUACCAAAGAUUUUAAUCGAUGGCAACUACAAAGCCGAAGGUUACCUGGCAUCUUUUAGAGUGGGUGGAAAAGGUUUCUUCAACAUUAGCAUGGAAGACCUCAGAGUCACAUGGGACAUCUCUGGUCACGUAGUAAACGAUAUAUGGGUUGUGGAACACUUCAAACUAUCGCCUACAGUUGGAGAUAUGAAGAUCUGGUUCAGUGAUCUCUUCAAUGGAAACAACGAACUGAAUCGAGCUGCUCUCGUCUUCAUCAACGAAUACUGGCCUCUAAUAUACCGAGCAAUAUUGCCCAAAUUGACGGAUUCUUGGGACACGUACCUGACUGAAUUCACCAAUCGUUUCUUCUCGAAGAUACCUUUCUCAACUGUGUUCCCUUGAGCCACGUUGGAACUGUAGCAAUAAAAUAAUUGUAAAAAAAAGGAAAAAGCAUAAAUCUAAGAAGGAAGAAAGAAAUUUGGAGAAAAUCGAAGAAAGGAACGUGGAUAGAUUUUUCGAUGGAGUUGAAGGUGGGUUGGAAUGGGAGAAAAGAACUGAUUGAAUUAUAUAAACGACGUAAGCCGAAUAAUUUUAUGGACAUUUUGUAAGAUUUAUUUGAUACAUAAAUUGUAUGGUUUUCGAGGAUCCUUUUUUAAUUACCGAAGACACAGUUGCUAACAAAGCGGUAAUUAUACACAUGGAUUGUUAACUAGUGUUGUUAUUGGAUGAAGCAUCAUGUAAGAUAUAAAUAAACGCGAUGUCGAAUGUUAA